This is a messenger RNA of Funneliformis mosseae, 208 nucleotides long. NCBI's taxonomy places the organism in Eukaryota, Fungi, Glomeromycota, Glomeromycetes, Glomerales, Glomeraceae. The record is from the annotation of a GenBank genome assembly.
GAUACUUCAAGAAACUGAGAAAGCAGAACUUCCGCCUUCAUUAAAAGUAAAUCAAAGUUUAGCUUUUAGGUUGGAAUAUUUUAAUGCUGGGACAAAUGUAUGGAUCCACUACGUGGUGAAAUUAAACAUUUAUUUACAUGCAAGUAUGCAACCAACCGUCAUUAAGUUAACGGAAUAUAUUGAUGAUAAACGAUACCCAGAACUUUAG